AUGUCCGGCCUGAAACUUGCACUCAAAGAUUACCGACUCUACAUAUUCAUCAUCUUCCAACAUCUCUCGCUUCUCUCCCAAACCUUCCAAUACUUCUUCCCUACCAUCGUCAAUACACUCGGCUUCGGCAAAAUCGCUACCUUGCUUCUUACGGCUCCAGUAUGGUUCGCUACAUUCCUCGUCUCGCUCUUCGUGACUUGGACAUCUGGCAAGUCCGGUGAUCGAUCAAUUCAUAUAAUGUGCUUAAUGAUGGUUUCUCUCAUCGGAAACAUCAUCGUCAUCAGUGCAACUGGUACUGGUGCUCGCUUCUUCGCUAUGUUCCUCAUGCCCAUGGGUGCAGUUUCUGCUUACCAAAUCAUCGUGGCAUGGGUCGCGAACAGUUUCAUCAGGCCAAAUGUGAAGCGUUCUGCUUCCAUUGCGAUCUGUAAUAUGAUUGGCAAUACGGCGUCCAUAUAUGGAUCGUAUAUGUAUCCCAAGUCUGAUGGGCCGAGGUAUUUAGCUGGUGGUGCCGCCGUGGCUGGAAUUUGUUUUAUCGUUGCUGCUUUGGCAUUUGUAUUAAGAUUGGUUCACAUCCAUGAGAAUAAGAAACUGGAGAGGGCUGAGGCGGAAGGGUUGAGUCCCGAACAGGUCAGUGGUGAGGCCCGAGGAAUGGGAUUCAGAUAUGUAACCUGA
Molecule: messenger RNA, 672 nt
Organism: Cadophora gregata
Lineage: Eukaryota; Fungi; Ascomycota; Leotiomycetes; Helotiales; Ploettnerulaceae
Exons: 1
Coding region: 1-672 (223 amino acids)
Cellular component (GO): membrane
Molecular function (GO): transmembrane transporter activity
Source: RefSeq, a predicted model, not a curated record